GUCUAACUGUGUGACUGACAUUUUUAAUACAAACUGUUAAAUGUGUUCCAUCCCAUUGCUAACCUGUGCUAACUGAAUAAUGGCCGUGCUCUGCAGAAGCUCAAGAAGAAAAAGCAGGAGACGAGUCAGAGCCAAGCCAACAGCUCUGAUGGCAAACCGAAAAGGUCAAAGGUCAAAAAGAAGGAGGACCCCGCCGGCGGGGAGGACAGCCCAGCCUCGCUAAAUGAAAAGAGGGUGAAGAAAAUGAAAACAGCAAAGGACAGGGCAGAACCAGCAGGGAAAGACAUCAAAAAGAAGACAAAGACUGCUGCAAAAAAGACAGAAGGCUCUGAAUGCGAAAAUGGUGUUGAGCAUGAGAAGGACAAUGCACCCCAGAAAAAGACUAAGAAGAAGCCUUUGAAGGAGAGCGCCUCAUCCAGUGCCAAGGACCAGAAAUCAAACUGCAAGGUCUGUUUUUCUCAUUGUUCAGAAGACAAAGGAAAGCCACUGAAAUCCAAGAAGAAAGAUCCAGCGUCCAUGUUUCUGAUAGAUGAGGAGAAGCUAAAUUUCAGCACAAGACCAAAAGGCAAAUCGGUGAGCGAUGACAGCGAACCUGAAACCAAACCCAGUAAAACCAAGAAGAGAGAUAACACCGUUCCUGGCUCCAUGUUCCGGGCCGGAGGAGACAACGAGAAGGAUAAGGAGAGGGACAGAAAGGGCAAGAAGGAAGGACAUAAAAAGGCUAAGGAGAGUGAAGACAAAGACUCAGAGGUGACCUUGAAGAAGAAGAAAGGCAAGGGGAAGAAGAGCAAAAAGGAGGAAAGACCACCGUCACCUGUUAUCGAGUUUGAUGACCUGGAGGAGUUUGUGUUGCAGCCAGCUCCACAGGGCAUCACGAUCAAAUGCAAGGUGAUGCGGGACAAGAGAGGCAUGGACCGCGGAUUCUACCCCACUUAUUACCUGCACCUGGACAGUGAAAAGAAGGUCUUCCUGCUGGCUGGCCGGAAACGCAAGAAGAGCGCGACCUCAAACUACCUGAUCUCCACCGAUGCCACUGACCUGUCACGGGGUGGAGAGAAUUAUGCCGGGAAGUUAAGGUCGAAUCUGAUGGGGACCAAGUUCACCGUGUUCGAUGAUGGCUUGAACCCUGACAGGGCGCUUCCGGAUCUGUCCAAUGCCCGGCAGGAACUGGCGGCCGUGAUCUAUAAAACAAAUGUGCUAGGAUUUAUGGGCCCCAGGGAGAUGACAGUCAUCAUCCCAGGGAUGGAUGAGUGCAAUGAGAGAGUGCCGAUACGACCUCCAAACGACGCUGAUGGGCUCGUGAUGAGGUACCAGAACCGGCAGAUGGACGGCCUAAUCGAGCUGCACAACAAGACCCCAGUGUGGAACGACGACUCAGCCUCCUACGUGCUCAACUUCUCAGGCCGCGUCACGCAGGCGUCUGUGAAAAACUUCCAGAUCGUCCACAGCAAAGACAGUGAGAGAGAGAGAGAGAGAGAGAGAGAGAGAGAGAGAAUCUUCUUUAUGCUAAAUGCUAAACACUCAGGCAAGCAGAAAAACAAGACGGACGCAGGACACCGUGUGGCCCUUGGAGAUGACAGUGAUGCGAAGGGCCACUGAGCUUGAUCAUUUCAUUCAUUGGUUUAGCUUGUGUUUAUCUGUAAGCAUUUGAGAGAGGUUAAGGUUCAGGUAUUUGACUUGUUCACACACACACACACACACACACAGGUUUGUAAUUAUAUCUUUGUGGGGACUCUCCAUUCAUUUCUAUGGGGAAAACUCUAAUCCCAACAUGAUGACCUUAACCCCUACCCAGCCCUAACCUUAACCAUAAGUAACCAAACAAAAUAUAAAAGUCCUUGCAUUUUCAAUUUAUUGAUUGCAGUUUCAGACUUUUAGAAAAUAGCCAUUGCCCAUAAUGGAAAACUCUAACUGGUCCCCCAGAGGUAUUCAUCACGUUGUGGGGACAUUUGGUCCCCACAAAGUAAGGUAUAUCUGGAACAUGCACACACUCUCACACAGGGAAUUUCUCUCUGGUUGUCAGUGGCUCUCAUACAUACAGCAGAUACACACACAGUUAGGAAAAGAUGACGGCCACAAACAGUCCAGUUGAUAUAUACAGAGUGCACACAAGUGUGGAUGAUUAAUGUACAAUAAGUGCAAGAGUGCAUGUCGGUGGAAUGUUGCAAUGAAUGCAGUGUGUACAGGACAAUACAGUAAGUACAGUGAGUUAUUUACAGCAGUGAGGUAUUUUAACCUGGCAUCUGUUCCUGAUGCUGGAAGCUUGUCUGCCUUGUUUACUAUGCAUUUGUCUUCUGUCAGUUUUAGUUGUAAUUGUUUGAGUUUCCUAUCCCGUGAAUGACAUUCCUGCCCUGCCUCCCUACACCCCCCCCCCCAUCAUCAGACAGCUACAUCAUAAUGCAGUUUGGGCGCGUGGCGGAUGACACCUUCACACUGGAUUACAGCUACCCCCUGUGUGCAGUGCAGGCCUUCGCCAUCGCACUGUCCAGCUUCCAUGGGAAACUCGCCUGUGA
This is a messenger RNA of Paramormyrops kingsleyae, 2513 nucleotides long. The record is from RefSeq and is a predicted model, not a curated record. Lineage: Eukaryota; Metazoa; Chordata; Actinopteri; Osteoglossiformes; Mormyridae.